AUGAGGUUCGUGGGCGGUAAUGACAACUUCGGAUCUCGCUGGAGGCGUGCGGUUAGAUAUCGGUCUCUGGUUCAUUGUGGUUACUUACCACUAAAGAUGAUGCAAGCUGUUACAAACAAAGUUAAUGAAGUAUGUCUGCGUUUCUGCGACAAUGGCAGAGUUGCGUCAUUGCCCCCUCCUUUGCAAGGACCCUUGUUAUCAUCUUGUGCAGUUAAAAACUCCAGGCGCUGCAUGGAAGAUCGUCAUGUCAUUCUUGAAGAUUUUCAUGCUUUCUUCAACAUUAAGGAUGCAAGUCCUGCGAGUUACUACGCUGUGUUCGAUGGUCAUGCUGGAACCGAUGCUGCUGUGUACAGUGUGAGCCAUUUGCACCAGUUUCUGGCAGAGAGCCCCUUUUACCCUACUGAUCCUGAGAAGGCAAUAAAGGAUGCCUUCUUCCGAACUGACACACUCUUUAUUGAAAAAUCAAACAAAGAGAGUUUAAAUAGUGGAACGACAGCAGUAUGUGCCUUGCUGAGACAAAAAGACAAAAAGCUAUAUGUUGCUUGGCUGGGUGACUCACAAGCUAUCUUGGUGCGAAAUGGCCAGGCAGUAAAGUUGGUGGAUCCUCAUAAACCUGAAAGACCGGAUGAAAAGAAUCGUAUUGAGUCCAUGGGAGGUAGUGUCCUGUAUUGGGGUACUUGGCGAGUGAAUGGACAACUCGCUGUUUCAAGAGCGAUCGGUGAUAUUUUGUACAAACCAUAUGUAACUGCAGAACCAGAUGUAAGGACAGUGGAUCUUCGUGGAGAUGAAGAUUUUCUGGUUUUGGCUUGUGAUGGUCUUUGGGACUUCGUAUCUCCUGAAGAAGUUGUCAGAGCUGUGUAUAAUCAGCUUCAAGUAAAUCCAGUGGCUGAUUGA
This is a messenger RNA of Gryllus bimaculatus (two-spotted cricket), 894 nucleotides long. NCBI's taxonomy places the organism in Eukaryota, Metazoa, Arthropoda, Insecta, Orthoptera, Gryllidae. The record is from the annotation of a GenBank genome assembly.